AUGGUCGUGGAGGAGUUUCGGGUUCGUCUCUGUGGUGUAGAGGAAGAGCUAGUGUCCAAUCCUGAGAAAUGGUUCCUCAAAAUCCCAGAGAAGAUCAGUAAUUCGUUCGUAACCGCACUGGAAGCUGACCAAUGUCCAAGGACUAGGGCGAGAAAUGCCAAGUCACAGAAAGGAUACCGAUUGCAAAAACUAGUUACUUCACUGCUUCGUUCUGAUAAAAGGUUGUCAUCACUUUUCGAUUUUGAUGAUUUCCAUUAUGGGCUGUUUGGCGGCAAAAUGCUAUCGCAAAAGGCGCUUAUGAAUAUGCCAAACUCCGCUCAACUCGAAAUGGGCGACAGGCAACCUCCAUUGUGCAUUUUCUGUUUCGAUAACGGUUCAGAUACCAACGAACUAUGUGGUCGUCUUCGUUGGUGUCCAGAUAUUCCUCUGUUUUUUGCUAUUCAUGAACUCUGCGCCCUAAUGACUCCGGAAGUUCUGACUGUUGAUAAUCCUACACCACUAGGAAAAGAGCUCUUUGAGACGGAUGUAAACCAAUUGCAUGCGGCAUUUGCUCGAGGGCGCACUCUGAUUUGCAGUGUCUGCCACGAAAAAGGUGCGGGCAUAGGUUGCUGCUCUACCUCUUGCCGACGCGUGUUCCAUCUUCCGUGUGCCAUCCGAUCUAUGUGUUAUUUGGAUUAUGAGGAAUUCAGGUGCUUCUGUUCAAAACACUCGGCGGCAGCUUUUGAGAAAACAACUGCGUCACUUUUUUCACUUGAUCUCAAAAAGGAAAGUGAAGAUCUCUGCUGCCUUUGCAUGGACAAGGUUCAGCCAAAAAUAAACCUGCAUUCGGUCAUUCAGAUGGACUGCUGUGGACUUCGUUUCUACCAUUUCGCCUGCAUGCAGCACGCGUCCCUUGUACGUGGUCAAGAAAUGCGUUGCCCGGCGUGCAAUCGUCCUAAUGAAGAAACAUGUUUUGAGGAGAGACUGAAACGGCAAGGGAUCUACUUGCAAACUUAGUCUUGUGUGAGUACUAUUGGUCCCGAUAGGUACGACGACAGUGAUGCUUUGAACGAUGAUGUGUUCAACCCGCACGAAGCACUUAAUGCAUGCAUCACUUGCGGAGUGCACUGCCACCGUAUAUGCGCUGGGCCACCGUGGUCCACCUAUACCCCCGAGGAUGAUGGUGACGAGGAGAAGUGGCAGUGCGAUGAAUGCAGGGAAACUUCUUCGCACAUGGCACGCAUCAAUACAACGUCAGCACCUUCUUUUCCAAGGACCGCAGCUGGAGAGAAUUUGGAAACGGCUUGUGAUCAGUUGCUCUGCAACUUCAAAUUUGAUCUCACUUUCGUUAAAUAG
Messenger RNA from Haemonchus placei, 1335 nucleotides. The record is from the annotation of a GenBank genome assembly. NCBI's taxonomy places the organism in Eukaryota, Metazoa, Nematoda, Chromadorea, Rhabditida, Trichostrongylidae.